GCUCGAUAUCUCCGGCCACCAGAGCUGCAGCCGGCAGCAGCCUGCAGGCUGCCUUCCAAAAAUCAGGUUGUACCUAUUGUACACAGGGAGGCUUUAUUAUCCCUUCGCCCAUCAUUUACCUCCUUGCUGUGGGCGUCUGUGGAACAAAGGGUGUUUGGGACCGGGGAUUCUUAAUGGUACUAUCCCCGGCGCGCUGUGGACCUUGUUGGUGAUACAGAAAGCACCUCGGGAGCCGCAGAUACAUUGUGUGCAUGAUCGAUCAGUCGCUAAGAAAGAGGUCGCACAGGCGGACUCUUAGGUUGGGUGGAAUAUUAAUGUUGGGAUGUGCUAUCGACUUGCUGUUAAGCCUCGCCUAGAAUUCGCCUAUUGCACAACCUCCCUGAGGUGGUCACUGCCAACAAAUGCCGGAACGCAGAGAGGAUGUGCUGCUCAAGCUGGUCACGUCUGCCUGGGCGCGGAACGCCCUCGUCCACUUUCUUGACUCUGUCGACGACGAGGAGGAGGAUGAGAACGGGUUUGGGUUGUUCUUUCUGUCGUUUGAUGCGCGCAUGGCGUCAGAUAGGGAGUAUCGAGUGUUUUGUCGGUCUGGGGACGACGCGGGGGGUGGGGAGGCGGCGCAUGAGAGGGUCGUGAGAAGGGUGCGGGAGGCGGCCGAGGAGGUGAGGGGCCUGAUUCUGGCGGAGGUGGCUAAGGGAGUAACGAAGGAGAAGGAACAUGCGUUGUUGCUGGAGCAGGGGUUUUUCUUUGAUUUGUUCUACGACGAGGAGACGGAUGCCUGUUCGCUCGUCGAACUCAACACGUUUGGGGUGAGGAGCGCCUGCGGGUCGUGUCUGUUCCAGUGGGUGGAGGGUCGGGAGGUGCUGUACGGGGAAGAGGAGGCUCAGUUUCGUGUGUCGGUGGAUAUGGGCCCGGGCCCCGGGGCGGCAGCAUGGGGACCAGACGACAACCGUGAGCGUUUCGCGGUUGGGCAUAAUGAGGGGCCCAAUGACUCGGGGUCGUUCGAUUUUCGAGGAACGGAUUAA
Molecule: messenger RNA, 1022 nt
Organism: Chaetomium strumarium
Lineage: Eukaryota; Fungi; Ascomycota; Sordariomycetes; Sordariales; Chaetomiaceae
Exons: 2
Coding region: 402-1022 (206 amino acids)
Source: RefSeq, a predicted model, not a curated record